GGAAUCAACACGCUGAAGAGUCAGCUCAAGCAGCUCCGAAGUGACUACCUGAAGGAAAUCUCAGCCCUUCGGGAUACCAAGCGCAAUGGCAGCGACCCCCUGGACGCGAUUCCGGACAUUCGCUACUUCUACGAGCCGUUGCAUUCGCUGGAACCGCACGAGCAGAAAUUCAUGAUUGACCUCAUUAGAGAAGUUCUGAAGAUGAUGAUGGAUAGCGACUUCGCCUCGGGAAAGGUGAAAUCUUCAGCGCUCGAGCGCUUUGUGUCAGAGGUCCAUGACAAUGAACUCAAGCAGCUGAAAGAUGAAAUUUCGGCGAAGAAUUCUCAGUUAAAGGAAUUGAAACAGGCCCAACACUUUCUGGAGACACAGAUUUUGACCGGUUGUCGCAGCGGUCAAAGCGCAACCAAUACCUUGGAGAAGAUGCUGAACAUCACCGAGGAGCAGUUGGCGAAGGUGCGGCAAUCCUUCUACGCGCUCCAGAAGGAAGAUCAGGAGCUCCAAGAGAAGUACCGGAGCCUCAACGAGGAACGCAUGGAACUGGUGCAGCGCCUGGAGCAGGAGAUUGCUGAAAACUCCAUUCUGCACACAGAGAUUGGACGCCUCUGCAGUGUGGAGGAGGAGCAGAAGCAGACCAUUCAGACCUUGGAUGGCACCAUUUUGCAGCUGAAAGAGACCAUCCAAGAACAGCAAGCCAGGCUCGACAAGCUGAUGUCCAUGCGGCGGAACGUCCGUCGCGGCGAUGCCUUGAAGUCCGGCGCGAACGCGUCCGGGGCUUCCGCGUCCGGGGCUUCCCCGGACUCUGAAGGCUUCGUGCAGGGAUCGCAUGAGUCGCACCACUCGCGGUACGGAUAUCGCCAGGACAGCAAUCUCUUCACGGAAACAGAUAUGGGUUUCGAGACUGAGCCUCCAGAAACCAGGGAUCAACCUCAAGAGGAUGCUCUUCGUCAAGUAGAACAUCUGCAGAAACGGAUUGCCGAGUUGGAGAAGUUGCUCCGGGAACACUUGGUGCAGCUGUCCACUCUGCCAGCGCAAGAGAUGCAGGAGGAUGUGAGAGACUUGCUGGACCGCGCUGAGUGCAUUGGCUGCCAGGGAGCGACCCAUGCCGCACAGGCCGCACAGGUGCGGCUCUGCCGUUGCGGCAGCGUCCUGCCCGAUGAAUCGGCCUACUGCGGCAAGUGUGGUGUGCAGUGGAGUGCAGGUGCCCCGAUGUCCCACACUUGCCAGCAGCUGGCGGCAGAGAUCAACGCCUUAGCGCAGCAGAUCCAGGACGCUGAGCAGGUCUUGCGCCUUAGCAUGGCAGAGGCUGGCACAGGUGGCACAGAAAGCUGCUUCACCAUGUCCCGGAUCCUGGGCCCUCCCCAGGUGGAGGACGUGUCGCAGGAAGAACUGGAACAUCGCGAAAUGCUCAUGGAGCAAAGGAGAAACUUGGAAGAUCUGAAGAAGGCGAAAUUGCUGUUAGAAACCCGGCUGCUGGCGCAGCGAAAUGCGGAGCUUGCAAGGGAGAGCGGCGUGGCCGCCAUGACGGCACUGGAUGAAGAGGCGCAGGCGGCCUGCUACUGUGAUGGAGUGAACUGCCAAUACAGGCGACAAGUGGAGGUGCUGCAAGAGAUGGUGCAGACGCUCAGGGGACUCUCCAAUGAGAUGGGCGAAAAACUGCAGCAAGCCACCGGUGAACACCUGCAGAUGACCAUGGCCUUGACCACGGUGCAGGGUUCCUUGCAGGAAGCCGUGCAAGUCGUUGAUCAGAGCGCCCAAAACGUGGACGCAGAGCCGGAUAAGGCAGCCUUGAGGCGUAUGCUGACACACGUCUGCAGCACUCUGCAGGAAACCAAGCGAAGAUCUGUCUUCUGGCGAUUGUAUAACAACCGGCCCAGAAGCCGUGAACCUGGAGCAAGGCAAGAAAGCAAGCAGAAGGAGAAGAGAGCAGCUUUGGUGCACAAGACCCAUGAGCACCUCUACAAGUUAGAUUCCACUGGUCCAACCGUGAGCCACGUCGAUCGAGAGCGGCCGGAGGCGGUGUUACACGUGGCCGAAAGGUCCAUCCUGCCGCCCACCACGGCCAAUGCGCUGCCAACGCCGAAGCAGAUAAUGCUGCCGGCCAUUGACAAAGCAAUAAGGUCUGAAAAGAGCAGUUCCAAGGAGAAAAACGCCGUACCAAUCGCGGCGGUGAAACUCUUCGUCGAAGAGCCCACCUCACACCAAGCAAUGGCUCCAGUCUUCAGCCCCAGAAAGCAGCUGCCGCCCACGGUGCGACGCUAUUCCAAGAGGUCUGGUGCUCCCAGCGUUGCUAUGCCUGUCGUCUCAAGACCAAGCGGCUGAAGUGCGAUGAUUUCGAUGAAUUGGGGGUUUCCAGAAAUGGGAA
This is a messenger RNA of Cladocopium goreaui, 2362 nucleotides long. The record is from the annotation of a GenBank genome assembly. NCBI's taxonomy places the organism in Eukaryota, Dinophyceae, Suessiales, Symbiodiniaceae.